AUGCCUUCGCUCGUUGGUUUGAAGAGGUCUUUGCCAAGGUCCGGCAUGAAAUAUGCCGACUAUAACAAUAUUCUUUCCCGCGGGAGCCGCGACCGCAAGGUCGCUCAAGCCAUCAUGACCGCCGCUGCCGCUGCUACCUCCUCCUCAUCCUCCACCAUCACCACCACCGAGCUGACCAGGUGGGUCGUCGAGCCGCACCUGGCUCAAAUCUUCCGAGACGCCGCCGACCUGUUCGCGGCCAGGAACGCCCGUGGCGGGGAGUCGCCGGCCUUUUCGGCCGACUUCUUCCACCUGAUGGAAGCACUGCGGCCCAUCAGGGCCUGGACCAUGGCUCUCAAAGAGCCCAUCUUCAUCGAGCUUUUCGCGAAGCUCAGCGCGGCCCGUGCCGCCUGGAGGGCAAGCCCUCAGCACCCCCACGACGAGGACAAGCACUGCGAGCUCGCCAAGGCCAUCGACCAGUUCAACCUAGUCGCUGGCGGCAACAAGACUCGGGAGUGGGCCGACGGCGGCCUCGAGCUUUACGAGCUGGUGGGCGGGCUGGCGGGCGUCGACGCCGACAGCAGCAGCGGUGAGGACGACGACCAGCCUUUUCUUCAACAAGCGGACGACGACGUCGACAUGGGAGAUGGUGAGCAGGACAGCCACCUUGCCACCAUCGAGGGGGUGACAGAGCAGGUGGAGGAGAUGGGCCUUUGCGACUAGAACGCGGGCGGGACAUAGCCCAAAACGACGGAAGGAUGGAGGAGGGAUGGAGGGAGGCAUACCAAGGCCAUACCAGAGCUGGUUGCCGAC
Gaeumannomyces tritici R3-111a-1 is the source of this 792-nucleotide messenger RNA. RefSeq lists its product as hypothetical. Bases 1 to 702 code for a protein of 233 amino acids. The transcript has 2 exons. NCBI's taxonomy places the organism in Eukaryota, Fungi, Ascomycota, Sordariomycetes, Magnaporthales, Magnaporthaceae. The record is from RefSeq and is a predicted model, not a curated record.